GAACGUAAAAGUUACUGAUAAUUACUGACAAUACGAUCGCGUGUAACAUUUGGAUGAACUCAGUUAUUAGUCAACGCCGCAGGAGUCGGACGCGUCCGUGACUACAACAAGUGGUUGGCCAUUUAAUUCUGAGUUUUUGUGCUGUCCAUAAAACCGGUUCAAAAUGAACAUUGCACCAGUUGGCCCUAAACCAACUCAAUUGAUCUGUCCGUCGUGCCAUUCGACGAUAGUGACUAAAGUUGAUCAUAAAUCAACAACAAAAACACACAUAAUUGCACUAGUUUUGUGCCUAUUUUUGUGCUGGCCCUGUGUUUGUGUACCAUAUUGUACAAACUCGUGCCGUAACGCUGAUCACUACUGUCCGAAUUGUAACUCUUAUUUGGGUACUUACCAGAGUUAAUAGAUUUAAGUAUAUUUAUUUGUUAAUGUGAUAAUUUAUGAUAAUUCCUAAUUUUUAACUGUCAGUAUCAAUAAAUAAUGUUUUUUGACUGUGUGGUGAUGUAUUUGUAAAAUUAAUUAUAAGAUCAUUAAUGUUGUCUAUAUAUACAUAAUGGGAAAUUCACGAACUCACUGUAUUUUGUCGUUUCCGACAAUUGUUUCUACUUCAUCUGGAAGUCUUCUUCAGGGGGUGUUUGAAACUUUACCUCACAUCAUCUCGCCUCGCACUGCGGGCCGCUGUUCGCAUAGCCCGUAAUGACGUCGGUGAGAGCGAGGGUAGGGACGGAGACAGCGGUGACCGGAGACAAUGGUGUUGUCGGAGAUGAGUAGCUGUAUCUUGUGUAGUUAUCAUUAACUAUAAAGGACUCUCCUCUUUGCUGCUGCUCUUUUCUAAGUUGUCCAACACAAUUUGAUACGCAGAGCUCGCUAUAUCUUCUUUCAGUAAUUCAUGUAGUAAUCUCCGACAUUCUUGGAGAUACGUUCUCGAGACUUGCGACAAAGUCCACCCUUUGUCUUUAUUGAAAUUAGGGUGAUGACUAAUUUCUAUUGCUUCACGGAUCUUGCGAGGAAUAAAUAGCUUCUCUUUUGCUAAAAUUUGGGUCUUGUUAAAACGUAUAUAGUGGUUACGCCUGAGGGCAAGCGUCCGUCAUAGCGGACUUGUCUGUGUCCACAUUCUUCAUAGAAUGUGUGUGCAGUGUAAUGCACUAUAUACGUUUUGACAAGGUCUAAGUCUGACAACACCAUUGUCUCCGGUCACCGUUAUCUCCAUCCCUACCCUCGCUCUCACCGACGUCAUUACGGGCUAUGCGAACUGCGGCCCGCAGUGCGAGGCGAGAUGAUGUGACGUAAAGUUUCAAACGCCCCCUGAAGAAGACUUCCAGAUGAAGUCGAAACAAUUGUCGGAAACGACAAAAUACAGUGAGUUCGUGAAUUUCCCAUUAUAUAUGUAUAUAGGCAACAGAUAAAAAUGAGCAAAGUUUUGAAAAUAAUACCAUUAAUGGUCUGUGAUGUAUCAUGCCUUAAAGUGGAAGAAAAUUAUAGGAUUAUCAGUUUUAGAAGAUAUGUAAAAUUACAGAUUAAAAAUGAAGAUUUAUUGUAAACAAAAAUAAAAAGAAAUUAGUAAGAGAUUACAUUUUUUCAAUAUUAAUUAAAUAUUUUUCAAUUAUGUCUUUUAUUUGUACACUUUACUACAUCUUUCUUCGAUAUUAUGAAAGAAUACAAAUAUUUCGAAUAAAUAUAUUGUAUCUUAUAAAAUAUGUAACUUGUACUAGUCAACUAGGAUUUUGUAAAGAAAAUCUGAUAGCUUGACAAUUUUUUUGAUUUCAAUUUACUAACGAGUUCAAAUAGAGUGUGUUUUGAUAAAUUUUUACAAUUAAUAUUAAUAAUUGUGAAAAUUAAUCAAACCACUUAGGUGUUUCUAUUUGUAUACCUAUUUAAAACAAACAGAAACAUUAUUGCAACUGAGAUAAAGCAUUGAUUUUGAAAUAAUUGAUCGGUUGUUAGAAUGAUUGAACAAGUAUCGACAACUUUGGCAAUAAAUAUAUUUUUGAUAUCUACAAAGAAAAAAUGUAUGUGUAUUUUUCCUCCAUUUGUAAUUAGAAUUUUUAUUGUAACUAUAAGCUGUAUUUUAUAAACCUAUUUGCAUUUAUGAGUUAAAUAAGUUUAUCGUAAUUAUUAGCUAUAUCUCGAGACUUUGUGCAUGUAAGUUAUUAUAAGUAUAAAGUACCCUAUAUUUUAAUAUAGGUGUGGU
Galleria mellonella (greater wax moth) is the source of this 2188-nucleotide messenger RNA. Its product is annotated as lipopolysaccharide-induced tumor necrosis factor-alpha factor homolog. Bases 164 to 400 code for a protein of 78 amino acids. Gene Ontology annotation, molecular function: zinc ion binding. The transcript is spliced from 3 exons. NCBI's taxonomy places the organism in Eukaryota, Metazoa, Arthropoda, Insecta, Lepidoptera, Pyralidae. The record is from RefSeq and is a predicted model, not a curated record.